Messenger RNA from Etheostoma spectabile (orangethroat darter), 1145 nucleotides. RefSeq names its product gem (nuclear organelle) associated protein 7 (gene gemin7). The transcript is spliced from 2 exons. Lineage: Eukaryota; Metazoa; Chordata; Actinopteri; Perciformes; Percidae. The record is from RefSeq and is a predicted model, not a curated record. Gene Ontology annotation, biological process: spliceosomal snRNP assembly. Gene Ontology annotation, cellular component: SMN-Sm protein complex. Bases 113 to 532 code for a protein of 139 amino acids.
CUGGAUGCAACAGUCUUAAAUACAUGAAUAAGCACUUGGCUGCUAGCCUGCUACCAUAGCUACUAACGUUACCAGAAAGUUGCGAGUAUCUUUGCUACCAACUAGGGUACAGAUGCUGAUAACUGGAGGAAACAAGAGACUCAACAUGGCAACGCCGGUGUCUGUGCUCCGCCUGCCAAAAGGACCCGACCCCAACAGCCGCGGAUUUGACCCCAAAUCCCCCCGUUUUAUCGCUCUCUGUCGCACCUCCAUUCCCACUUCUGCUGUGUCCGAGGCAGAUGUUGAGCAGCUGCCGAAAGAGCAGCACGCGCGAUCUGUGCUGAGAGAGAGUUUCCUCCGAUGUCUACUCUCCAUGACCAACAAGAAGGUUCAGUUUCACAUGUAUGAGAGGGUGAAGGUGGAGGCCACGUUUGGAGCGUCUGAUAUCGACGUGAUGAACUUUCAGGUGUCGGACCUGCACACUCCCAUCGGAGUGCAAAAAGAGGCACUGAUCAGAUGUCAGGAUGUGAUUUCAUUCAGUUUUGAUGCAUGAACACAGAAUAUUCUCUUUGGGAUGAGAGUCACUUUGGGUGUCUCAUUUGUUGUUGCAAGUGAGCUCUGUUUUCACACUGAGUGUUCUAUUUUUGUAGGGGUUUCAAUCCUGUAUUGUUCAGGUAUUUGUACUUGCUUUCAAAUAUCCAGCACUGACAGGCAGUCCCACUUGUUCAGCACAAGAGGGAGCCACAUGCUUGUGUUUCAAGAGAGAUGUGACUGGUUGCACUAAGAUUAGGUGAAAUCAGUUUUUUGACAAACAUUUUGAUUGAAUGAUAAUGUUGCUAAUGACUACUAGUGUUUUCACAAUAGUUACCCACAUCCGGGAAACAGCUGUUUGUAAUCUAUAUGAAGACUUAGGUAGAGAAGGAGAGAAAUUCACGGUUUAUUUCUUUCAGCUACAGCGUAAUAGGUCCAGAAAGUUGUAGAAUUAAUGGUGAUUCAGCCUUUUUUUAAUCUACUUUCUGUAGCUGGCCAGCGCUGCUCUCUUCCUUUUGUGAUAUGGAUUUUCAUUUAAUUCAAAGCAAAUGAAACCUUGCACUUUAAAUUAUUGAACAACUUUAGUAUUUGAAUGGCCAUUUUGUGUUCUAUUUGGAAAAAAUAACAAGACACUU